This is a messenger RNA of Lymnaea stagnalis (great pond snail), 3237 nucleotides long. The record is from the annotation of a GenBank genome assembly. Lineage: Eukaryota; Metazoa; Mollusca; Gastropoda; Lymnaeidae.
CGCAGUACGACAGUAGACAUACACCGACAGAACAGUGAUAAACAAAUCAGUAAUUAUCUUCAUACUUUCAGAUAGGCAAAAUACAUGAGAUGAAAAUGAAAACAAGUCUUCCUAGAAACAAUAAUUGAUUAAAUAUUGUUGCGAUUUGUAAGAACGCGUUAAUCAUUGCGUGUGGGACUCUUUACGCGUAAGUGAGUAGUGUUUGCUACAUAUACUAAGAAAAUAAAAUAGAAACAAAAAUACCUUUUAAAAUUAAAAGAUAUUGUAUUAUUUUAUAUAGUGUGUAGAUUCACUGUUCAAAACAAUUCAAUCUAUUCAUGAUCAUCAAAUCUAUUAAUGACAUUAUUAUGGUGAUAGUUUAAAUUUUUUAUGAUGGUCAAGUGAUCAACGAAUUCAUUAAAACGCAAUCGAAAUUCAUGCCACACAAUUUAAAUUCAUGCCACACAAUUUAAAUUCAUGCCACACAAUUUAAAUUCAUGCCACACAAUUUAAAUUCAUGCCACACAAUUUAAAUUCAUGCCACACAAUUAAAAUUCAUGCCACACAAUUAAAAUUCAUGCCACACAAUUUAAAUACAUGCCACACAAAAAUAUAAAUAUUUUUGUUCAACAGAUCUAAUAAUAACAUUAAUGUUAAAACACAAAAAAAAAAAAAAAAAAAAAAAAAACAAAAAAAAAAAAAAAAAAAAAAAAAAAAAAAAAAAAAAAACAAAAAAAAAAAAAAAAAAAAAAAAAUAAUCCCAGCACAAAAAAAAUUUCAGAGGCAAAAUACAUAAAACACCAUAUCAAAAAAAUGGGCAAUCUUAAUUUGUACUACAUUAAUUCUUAUUUGGGCAAGUCCCAUUUCUAUCUCUGCUCAUAAUAAAUGUGCACAUUUUUUGCACCACUUUUCUCUGGUGUCAUCACGAACCAAGAAGAGCAUGGUACGGAGACUUAAAAAAAAAAAGAAACACUAAAACUCAACUAUUAGACAACGCUAAAAAAUUUGAAGCACUCCUGACUCACAUCCCAUUUCAGUACAUUUAUGGCAAUAAUAAUAAUCAUUCCUUCUUCACUCGCUGCAGUAGGGACUACAUCGUUCGGCUCGUCAACAUUAUCAAAGUAGUCUGAGCUUGAAUAUCAACUGAUUCUACUGUCUUCAAUAACUCCACAAACUCAGCUUACAAGAAUUUGAGAUGAUGGAAAAAUUAUAUAGCGCUUGUAUCCAUGCUAUUGCAGGAUGCUCACGUCGCUGUGAUGUUCUAAAAUAUAUUUAAAGAAGAAACUCUUUAAAUGUUUCGUAAAUGAUUUUUUUAUCAUUUUUAAUUACCUACAAAGAUUGAGGCAAACAGUUCUAUAAUUUUGGCGCCAUAGCUACAAGAGAGGGCACUCCGUAUGACUUCUUUCUGUGUCCAUCCACACUGGGAAUUCUCCGUAAGGACUGUGUUGAAGAGCGCGUGCUCUUUAAGGAUACGUGUUUAGAAAUCAGUUCUUUCAGAUAUCAGGUGCAGAGCCUUCUAUACAGCUGUGCGCCAGGACAGAAUUUUGUGGCCAAUGUGCCCACUCACAGGAAACCAAAGGAUAUCUCUAAGAACUAAGGUGAUGUGGUCAGAUUUCUUGAUCUACGAUACAAUGCGUGCUGCAGUAUUUGGUACCCUCUGGAGUCUUAAUUACAACUGUUACAUUAAUCUAAUCUUGACUGGAUUAGAAUGACUGUCAUAGCAUUGGCUGUUCUGUUAUUAAGUUGAGGACGCAGCUGACCCAGGGCGCGUAGAUGACAGAAACAAGCCCUGACCACAGAACUGAUAAAGGAUCAUAGUAAGUUAAAUGUAAGUAUAAAAGCCAAGGCCUCUGACAGUGUUGGACAAAGAUAUCUCAGAAGCACCAAAUUUUAUUGAUGCAAUGGCAACCUUCCGAAGAUUGGCGUCAGAACCACACAUAACUGCCUCAGUCUUCAAAGGAAUAAUCACAGGAAAUACUAGUCAAAUAGGGAUUCAAGAGUCAUGGAGAGUGGGGGUGGGGGGCAGUUUCAGUUCAGCAUUAUCCUGUGUUAGAAAUGACUUAUUUCAACUAAUAGGAUCUUUUGACAGUGCCUUUUUGUCGGACAUAUCUUACUAAUAGUGUCUUGUACAAUAUAUAUAUAAAGAGAGACUGUCACUGAUAUCUCUUUUAAAUACCCCUGUAUUUGACUUAUUUUGUUUGAAAACAUAAAGGCAAAAAUAAUUUUUAAUAAUCAUGUAUUUUAAUGCGAAUUUUAUUUACCAUGUUAAAAAAAAACCGAAAAAAACCACACUUUAUUCUUUUACAGAAGUGUUCUAAAAAUCAUCAUGGUGAAGUCUUCUAUUGCUUGCGGCCUCCAGGCUUGCUUGGGUCAGCAGUGGACCAAGGACGACUACAGCGAUUUUACCGUUGUUGUUGAUGACCAGGAGUUCCAAUGCCACAAAUUUAUUUUGGGCGCCUGUUCAACAUUUCUUAACGGGCUUAUGCGCUCUGACAUGAUCGAAAACAAUCAGCAUAGGGUCGUUCUAACAAAUGUAAGCAAAGAAACAUUUACAGUUAUUUUAAAUGGUAUUUACAAAGGUGAGGAUGGUCUCACGGUGGACAAUGUGAUCCAGGUGUGGAAUGCCACUCAUUUAUUGGACAUCGCUUUUCUUAUUGAGGAGUGUGAAGAAUUUGUCAUGAAAAAUAUUACACUUUCAAAUUAUGGCGAUUUUUAUUGCAUUUCCCAUUCGUUGAACUCCGAGAAAGUUUUGAAAUCUGUGCAAAGAUUUAUGAUGGACAAUUUUGAAGAUUUUCAAAAAAGCACAAGUUUCUACAAACUUUCCUUUGAAGAAUUUCUCGUGAUGGUAGAUGAUCAUUUUCUGCAAAUUAAAUCUGAAGACAUUGUCGUCGAUGCUAUAUUGAACUGGGUCAAAUAUCAUACCAAAAAGCCCAUUGUGAGUACAGUAAUGAAAUCUAUGACAUAUCUUAGUAAAGAGCAGACACUGGUUAAACUACUGAAAGCUGCACGGCUAUGUUUAGCAAGCCGUGAAUGUCUUGAGAAACUAAUGGAAAAUCCAUUAAUAUGCUCGAACCCAGAAGCUUUGAAAAUUGUUCAUGAAUCUCUUCUCUUUCACUGGCAGGCUAAAUGUUACGGCAGUAAUUAUAUUGUCAGGUAUCGAGAAUGCAGUGGCGUGUCCAAUGUCAUGGCUUUUGUCAGUAAUGGAGAAAUCAAAGUUUAUUCCAUACAACGAAAUUGUUUUUAUAAAAUUUAUCCUGG